Messenger RNA from Ambispora gerdemannii, 876 nucleotides. Lineage: Eukaryota; Fungi; Glomeromycota; Glomeromycetes; Archaeosporales; Ambisporaceae. The record is from the annotation of a GenBank genome assembly.
AUGGCAGACAUCGCAGAGUCCCUGAAAGAACAAACGAACGAAGAAGCAACCAAUGAUUCUCUUACUCUAAGUGAACUAAAGAGUCUUGUGAAGCAAUUUCCUAACAAAACAAAACCUAAAGAAAUUCUGUUCUCUUAUGCCGAUAGUGAUGAUAUAUCCAAUGAAAUAGAUGAAUUCUACAGCUAUGUUGAAAUCAGCCAAUGCCUUGAUAAUCAAAAAUCUUUUGAAGAAACCUUUGACGAACCCUGGACAAAAUGCACAAUAUCUGAACGCCGCACAUACGUAGAGUAUCUUUUAGAGACGCUUGAAUUAAAAGAUCCUCAACGAAGAUUUUCCUCAGCUCGGAAAAUAUUGUAUAUUGCUCAAGGAACGUUUGGUGAGACAUCGUCACCCGAGGAACAUCUUCGUUGGAUUAAAGAGAAUAAUAAAUUAUUGAGGAAAAGUGGGGCUCUUUUGUCAUAUUUUCAAGCACUUAAAUUAGCUUGCAAUGCUCAUGAUUAUUAUAGUCGUCCAGACCUCAAUAUCGGAACUGGGGAACGGCAAGCUUAUAUUGACGAUACACACGCGGAAAUUGGAUUCUAUCUGACGUUAUUGUAUAUGCUCGUUGAGGUUCACCGUAACGAUGAAACUUUCGGCACAGAAUUAGUUAAGUCCGAUCCACCUAUGGCAGUUUUUCUGUUUGAAGUUAUUGCAUCAUUACGAGAAAAAAAUGCUAAAGGAUAUCCAGUCAAGAAGUUGUUACUUUUGCUUUGGAAAGUCCUUUUAGCGAGUCUAGGAGGAAUCGAUGAAAUCAAUAGACUAAAAGAAAUUGUGAGACAAAUGCAUGGACUGGCUCCUUUACGCGACCGAGGUAGUGAUGCCGAUGCCGUAUUUUGA